GCGCAUGCGUCAAGGGCGACCCAAGCUCGCGGUGGGCGCGGUAGCUGUAGCAGCAGCGGGGCGAGUCGCGUGGUUCUUCAGACUCACCUGUGGUAGGCGUUGGCAGUCCAGUGAGAGGACUGCCAACUUCCCAUCCCGGAAGUUCCUGGAGCCAGGGGAUCCGGGAAGCCUCGAGACGUGCUGAGUGACCGGAGGCGCUGGGCUGCCUUCCUGCCCAGCGAGGGUUUUAAUGGACGCUAUCACCAGGCACUCGCUGCUCGUUUGGCGGCCCCCGUGCCACCUCUAGACGGAGUAACUGCGACCGUGCCGCCUCCUGAUGCUGGUCACUGAGGACCCGCUGCCAGCCCAGCUGUGUGCAUGGUCAUCUUCGCUUCUUGCAACAGCCUGGCAAGGCCUGUUCCAUGGCUACUCCACACAGUUCAAAUGAAACCUCCUACUUGCUACCUCCAGACAACGAGGACUGUGAAGGGCGCGGCAUUCCCGACUUUUUCUAUGGGGAGAAGGAGCUGGUAGUAGAAGGGAUUCAGUGGCCCAGGACUGCCCCUGGCACCCCGGACACCCUGCCUCUGUCUCGCUUUGACUCUGCACUCUGCACUGCCUGGAGGCAGCGGGUAGAGCUGGGACUCUUUCGCUACCGCCUGGGAGAGCUGCAGACACAAAUCCUUCCUGGUGCUGUGGGUUUUGUGGCCCAGCUGAAUGUGGAACGAGGGGUACAGAGGAGGCGCCCCCAGAGCAUCAAGAGUGUCAGACAGGCAUUUGACCCUGAACAGUUUAACUUCAACAAGAUCCGGCCAGGAGAAGUCCUCUUCCGUUUGCAGCGGGAGCCUGAACUCCCCAGUGUCCUCGGACAGGAGGAGGUUCUGGUGCUGAUCAACGUCAGCCCCCUGGAGUGGGGCCAUGUGCUGUUUGUGCCUGAGCCUGCCCGCAGGCUUCCCCAGCGUCUGCUGCCAGGGGUGCUGCGGGCUGGGGUAGAGGCUGUGCUGCUGAGCUUCCACCCAGGCUUCCGCGUGGGCUUCAACAGCCUGGGUGGCCUGGCCUCCGUGAACCACCUCCACCUGCAUGGCUACUACCUGGCCCACCGACUGCCUGUGGAGGUGGCACCAAGCGAGCCCCUGGACUCUGAGGGCCAUUUGCAUCUGCUGCAGACCCUCCCAGCCCCCGGCUUCCUCUUUUAUACUGGGGGGCCAGGGCCUGCCUUGGAGGCCUUGAUAAGCAGGGUAUGUCGGGCCACUGACUAUCUGGCCAACCAUGAGAUUGCACAUAACUUAUUUGUGACCCGUGGAGCCCCUCCUGGCAGGACAUCACCUUCUUCAUCCCUCACGGGGGUUCGAGUCAUCCUGUGGGCCCGGAAGUCCAACUUUGGCAUAAAGGAAGGUGAGGCUUUCAAUGUUGCCCUCUGCGAGCUGGCCGGGCACCUCCCUGUCAAAACAUCCCAGGACUUCAGCAGCCUGACAGAGGCAGCAGCUGUGGCUCUCAUUCAGGACUGUCUGCUGCCCCCAGCCCAAGCAGACAAGGUGCAGGCGGCACUGGUGUCCCUCAUGUCCCAGGAAGAGCAGUAGUCCAAGACAUAUUUAUAUGUAUCAGCCUAAAGAGAAAGAUAAAGAAGUGAUAAUGGGACCAGUGAUGUGAUGGUUAAAACUC
This is a messenger RNA of Tupaia belangeri chinensis (Chinese tree shrew), 1641 nucleotides long. It is a transcript of the gene GDPGP1, whose product is annotated as GDP-D-glucose phosphorylase 1. Gene Ontology annotation, biological process: glucose metabolic process. Gene Ontology annotation, cellular component: cytoplasm. Bases 402 to 1559 code for a protein of 385 amino acids. The record is from RefSeq and is a predicted model, not a curated record. Gene Ontology annotation, molecular function: GDP-D-glucose phosphorylase activity. The transcript is spliced from 2 exons. Lineage: Eukaryota; Metazoa; Chordata; Mammalia; Scandentia; Tupaiidae.